Molecule: messenger RNA, 1587 nt
Organism: Funneliformis geosporum
Lineage: Eukaryota; Fungi; Glomeromycota; Glomeromycetes; Glomerales; Glomeraceae
Source: the annotation of a GenBank genome assembly
AUGUCGUCGCUUUAUUUACCAAACGAAUGUAUUCAAGAUAUUUUAAAUUAUGUAGAAGAAAAAGAUAACAAAACAUUUCAUUCUGCAUUACUAGUGAAUCGAACAUGGUGUCAAAACACAGUUUCGUUUCUUUGGAAAAAACCAUUCAGCUCACCACCAUCUGAUUCACAGAAUAAUUAUAAGAUUAUUCCAAUUUUAGCGUCAUUCAUUGAUGAUGACAAAAAGAAACAAUUUAAAAUCAAAGAGAAAGAACUUCCUGUACCAAAGAAGACAACAUUUGAUUAUCCUUCAUUUAUAAAACAUUUAGACUUUGUCAAUUUGUGGAGACUAGUUUUUAAAUGUUCAACAUCAUCAACAUCACACUAUUCUGAUCACAUUACGAUGAAUCAAUUAUAUUCAACUAAGUUUCCAGCAACUCUUCAAGAUGAAUUUAAAUCUGCGCUACAACAAAAAGCCGAAGUCGUAAAAGCUCUUUAUGAAGUGAUAUUACAACGAAAUAGAUUGGAAAGAUUAAGUUUAUCGAUGAAAGAUUGGCAUUUUCCAAAUUAUAAUGAUUAUAUCUUUGAUUCUUUGACAUCAACUCCUAAUGCUCGUUAUGCGUUAGCAAGAUUAACAAGAUUUGACUGCAACUUGGCAGCUACAAAUUUCCCCGUUUUAUUUAAACUUUCAUUAGUUUCAAGAAAUAUUAAAACACUUUCCAUACAAAUCUUUCGACACAUAUAUCGUGAUGGUCAACUACCUGAAUUAUCAAAGCUCAUUGAAUCACAACAUUCUUUGGAACAAAUCAACAUUUUCAAAGAUCAUAAAUGUAAUGAUAUUUCUAUCGAUUUGUCAGCUCUCGUUUCACAGAGGCAUUCCCUCAAAAAAUUAAAAUUACAUUAUGUUACUAUUGAUGAUGAACAACUUAAACAUAUUACAAAACUUCAACAACUUCAAGAAUUGAUGUUCACUUGUGUUAGGUUACGUGGUAAGAUGGUUUUAUUAACGAAUGCUUGCUUUCCAAAAUUAAAAGUCCUUCGUAUAUAUAGUACUUUUAUUCAUAAUAAUCAUGAGAGGAAUAAAUCAGAACAGAAAGAAAUAGAUCCUUUUGUUGGGUUGAUGAUGAAUAAUGGAGCGCAUUUGAGGGAUUUAAGUCUGGAAUUUAAGUUGGCGUUCCACCCGGAACUAUUAAAUAAUGUGGCAAAGUAUUGUGAAAAUUUAAUCACAUUUACCACUUAUUAUAAUGACGACACUGACAUGUCCGGUAUAUAUGAAGUAUUAGAGAAGUGUUCCAAAAUCGAAUUAUUUGGUAUUGAUGGCUUUGCCAAUAUGCCUUCUGAUACUAUUAAAAAUUUUUCUAAGAAAGUUCCAUCAAAUGUUAAAAAAUUGGAUUUUAGAUAUGAUUGUUUAGAUAUGGAUGCCCUUAAAGCUUUCUUAGAGAGUUAUGAAGGUCACGAUGUUAGGUAUUUAAUUUGUAAUGUUAAAGGUGACAAGGAGGUAUUGAAAGAUAUGAUCGAAGAAAUUUCCAAGGUGAAAGGGAGAAGUAUUAAGACAUGCUCAGUUGAACGUGGAGGUUCCGACGAAAAAGUUGUAAACAUUGAAUGGUGA